GCCGAGGAGCAGGAGUCGGCUUCAGCCGAGGAGCAGGUGUCGGCUUCAGCCGAGGAGCAGGAGUCGGCUUCAGCCGAGGAGCAGGAGUCGGCUUCAGCCGAGGAGCAGGCACAGGGGUCUGCCGAGGAGAACUAGGGGACUGGCUGUGAGCAGGACUAGGACUAUGAUGAGUGAUAAGACAAACACUAGGACUCGGGCAAGGACUUGAGAGAGGACCAGGACUUACAAUCACACUAGUGCUUUGAGAAGGGCUUGGGCAACGACCAGGACUUACAGUCAUACCAGGGCUUGGGCAAGAACUAGGACAAACGGUCAAACUAGGGCUUGGGCAAGGACUGGGACUAACAAUCAAACUGGUGCUCGGGCAAGGACUAGGACAAAGACUAGGACUUACAGUAACACUGGGGCUCGGACAAGAACUUGGGUAAGGACUAGGGUUCGGACUAAGACCACGAGGGGAAUCAGUACUAAUAUUACAAAGGCAAGAAACAAGACUCGGGACCGGACUCGAAACAGGACUCGGACUACGGAUCAGUCUACGAGUGGAACUAGGACUACGACGACUACGAGAAAGACUAGGACUACCACUAGAAUCAGAACGGAAACUCGGACCAGGACUUGGACUACGACUCAGUCUACAAGUCGGUCUACGAGUAGGACUAGAGCAUGGGCUACGAAGAAGGCUGGGACUCGAACUCUGAGAGAGACUGUGACUAAAACUAGAACUAGGGCACGGACGGAACACAGGUGGAGGCGGUCUAAGAGGGCGUGACUUGACCGGGGAGAACACCGGUGGAGGAGGUCUAGGAGGCCGUAGUGGCUUAACAGGUGUAAACACCGGUGGUGGAGGUCUAGGAGGCUUAGUAGUAAUACUGGCCCUCCCCUCGAGACCCGGAUUCCAGACGGGGUCCCGUUGGAUAGAGGCUGACCGUAAGGGCGGGCGGUGGGAGGUUUGGAGGAGGGCAGACUCCACCCCAUUAGUCUGUAUGAGGAGAGGAUUGUUCUGAGCAGCAAGAAAUUUCUCCUCCAGCUCCAGUUCAAUCAAAACUCUCCUGUACCACUCGUCCAUCCAGGCAGGACUAUAUUUUUCUAGGUCAGUUUCAAAAUCAGGUGACGUAGGGGUAGGACGUGAAAUAGGCUGAGAUGUGGGCGGGGCCAAAGUAAUGGGAGGCUGAUCUUGACAAUUAACAAUAUACUGAGGGUGACUAGAAUCAAUAUAAAUGUCCUGAUACUGUGUGAAAGUAUUAUUACUGUCCAAGUCUUUGGAAAAUGGCUGAGAUAUAUCGUCCACAAUAAAAAAAUCUUCUGAAAAAAUGUCAUCAACAGAGGCCGGUGUUGCGACACCGGUGGGCGUUCCCCAAAUGACGUCAUCGCUUGUGUCAGAAAAAGUGUCAUGGCAGCUUAAGGAAUGAUUUGAAAAAAAACAAGCAGGAUUACCGGUAAUGACGGGUGAAUCCUGGACGGGGUGAAACUUGCUGUGUCCAUGGGGAGGAAUAAGUGGUGCUGGAACAUUACUGCCGCGCGGGGGACCUCUCCACUGGACCCCCCGCUUCUUCGGGGCAGCGCGAACGGCUUCGGAGGAGACUUCAGGCCCACAGUCGAGUCUUUCCUGCUCCCAAGCCACGAGCUCCAACCACAACCCUAAGUCGAAGGGUUCCUCCCGUGGUUUCGACGCGGAAAAACAACUUGAUGCUCGGAUCCUACUGUGAAGACUCUUCUUCGGCAUUGUAAUGCCGGUGUGGUUUUCCCGUGGAUGCGUCGAAGCAGAACACAGCAUAGUGCCCAUCAUCCCAAGCUACCUGUACAACCUGGAUGAGUCAUCGGCCGUCGUAUUGAACAACACCUCAGCCCAGAAGCAGACUGCCCCGGCAGCGUUUGAACAGAUCGUGUCAUUGUACGACAACACGGUGCGCUCAUCGGUCUCUAACGCCACGGUGAGGGCGACGGACGGCGUCGUUCCGACUUUCACCACCGCUGGCGUCGUCGAGCUACCGGACAACUCCUCCGACUGCCCUCACUCCACCAACGAGCUGAUCAACGAGAAUGUCAAAGUGGGAUUGUUGUUUGCCUCCAAGGCCACGGUGCAGCUGAUCACCAACCCCUUCAUUGGACCACUCACCAACAGGAUCGGAUACCAGCUUCCUAUAUUCAUCGGCUUCUGCAUCAUGUUCAUGUCUACAAUUAUGUUUGCCUUCUCAUCAAGCUAUGCGCUGCUGUUUCUGGCCAGAUCACUUCAAGGUGUGGGCUCGUCCUGCUCAUCUGUAGCUGGGAUGGGACUGCUGGCAAGUGUGUACACAGACGACGAGGAGAGAGGACAUGCCAUAGGGGUUGCCCUUGGAGGUCUGGCAAUGGGAGUUUUAGUUGGACCCCCAUUCGGUAGUGUGAUGUAUGAGUUUGUUGGGAAGACCGCUCCUUUCCUCAUUCUGGCAUUUCUGGCUCUGUUCGAUGGAGCUUUACAGCUCUUUGUACUUCAACCUGCUAAAGUAGAACCGGAAAGUCAGAAGGGGACCCCACUGCUGACCCUCAUGAAAGAUCCGUACAUCAUAGUUGCAGCUGGCGCCAUUUGUUUUGGGAAUAUGGCCAUCGCCAUGCUGGAGCCAACACUGCCAAUCUGGAUGAUGGAGACCAUGUGUGCCAGGAAAUGGCAGUUAGGAGUGGCGUUCUUACCAGCAUCCAUCUCCUACCUUAUUGGAACCUACAUCUUUGGAACACUGGCGCACAAGAUUGGGAGAUGGCUUUGUGCUGUCAUUGGAAUGGUGAUGGUUGGGAUCUGUGUAAUCGGGGUUCCAUUUGCAAGAAGUAUUUAUGGUCUCAUUCUUCCAAACUUCGGGGUUGGUUUUGCAAUCGGCAUGGUGGACUCUUCGAUGAUGCCGAUCAUGGGAUACUUGGUGGACUUGCGGCACGUGUCCGUUUAUGGAAGCGUGUACGCCAUUGCUGAUGUGGCGUUCUGCAUGGGAUUUGCAUUAGGUCCGUCUAUUGGGGGAGCCAUUGCUCAGAGCAUCGGCUUCCCCUGGCUGAUGACCAUCAUCGGAAUAGUGGAUAUCUUGUACGCUCCACUCUGCCUCUGCCUCAGGAACCCACCCGGACAGGAGGAGAAAAUUGCAAUUUUGAUGGACACCAACUGUUCAAUGAAGACCAGGUCCUAUUCCACGCAGGGAGCUUCCUACCAAGGGGACAACAUGGAUCCAGACGAUGAUGAUUACGACUAGCAGGAUGGCAGCCAUGCAGGGUAACAUUGAACAAGGGUUCAGAUGAUCUAUUUUGUUGUAUAAAAAUUAGGAACACAGAAAAAACAGCAACAAAAUAAAGCAGCUAAGAUGUU
This is a messenger RNA of Nerophis ophidion (straightnose pipefish), 3322 nucleotides long. RefSeq names its product solute carrier family 18 member 2 (gene slc18a2). The coding region runs from base 1731 to 3209 and encodes 492 amino acids. Gene Ontology annotation, molecular function: serotonin:sodium:chloride symporter activity; xenobiotic transmembrane transporter activity. Gene Ontology annotation, biological process: xenobiotic transport; transmembrane transport; aminergic neurotransmitter loading into synaptic vesicle. The transcript is spliced from 15 exons. The record is from RefSeq and is a predicted model, not a curated record. NCBI's taxonomy places the organism in Eukaryota, Metazoa, Chordata, Actinopteri, Syngnathiformes, Syngnathidae. Gene Ontology annotation, cellular component: terminal bouton; synaptic vesicle membrane.